AUGCUCACGCAAGGUGACAAAUCUCUGCCUCAGAUCCUGCCAGGACGCACCCGCAUCGCCUUCACAACAAGCAGUUUUGCCACUCGUGUUUAUUUUGGAGCUGAGGGUGUUUUCCAGUCCUCUUGCUUGGAGUGUUUUGUAGCUUUUUCUUGGCCUGCCAUCAGUCGAGUGAGCUGUGAUGAGGAAUGUGGAGACGUGCAGGCUACUUGUCAGGAUGCCAUUGUCACACAACAGCUUCUGCAAGAGGGCUUCCACAGGGACCUAUUGAUGAAAGUAGAACUUGGUAUAAUGGAGGAGGAUAUAGGAGGAUGCACAGUGGCAGCUAGAAUUCGUCUUCCACCAGGAAUCUAUGUGGAUCCCUAUGAACUGGCAUCACUAUAUCAGCACAACUUAACAAAGGAAGUGUUAAUUUCUGAUGCUGUUGAUGUGGAAGCUCCUGAAUACUUAGCCACAGAUCUUGUUGUUCUUACCUACAUGAAACCCGACCCUCAGUGUUCCCGCUGUUUUAGAGCUGCCUUGCCCGUGCAUGGACGGUACCACCGGCCAGCAGAAAACAAUGGGGAAGCGUUGGUGGUUCUGAAGAGUCCAGAAGUACUGAUCUGCUGCUGUGACAGUCGCGUGUCAACAGAGUGUUGGAAACCUUCUGAAGUGGAAGCUCCCUGUUCAGGGAGAAAUGACUACCCGUGUCAGUGGUAUAGCAUAAAGCACAAACCUGUCUAUGAGGAGUUGAUUCUGCAGGUUCCAGUGGGGCUCAGACAACAUAAUUCCUUAGUGUGUGUCGUGACUCUUCUUAGCACGGUCCUCUGUUCCAGCGUGAUUCUUGCAGCUGUGUGCAAAUAUGGGCACUUCUCCCUGGAGACUUUCUCAGAGCAGAAGUAAAG
Molecule: messenger RNA, 881 nt
Organism: Struthio camelus australis
Lineage: Eukaryota; Metazoa; Chordata; Aves; Struthioniformes; Struthionidae
Gene: PIGX
Product: phosphatidylinositol glycan anchor biosynthesis class X
Biological process (GO): GPI anchor biosynthetic process
Cellular component (GO): endoplasmic reticulum membrane
Source: RefSeq, a predicted model, not a curated record